Molecule: messenger RNA, 5083 nt
Organism: Carlito syrichta (Philippine tarsier)
Lineage: Eukaryota; Metazoa; Chordata; Mammalia; Primates; Tarsiidae
Gene: RP1L1
Product: RP1 like 1
Biological process (GO): photoreceptor cell development; axoneme assembly; retina development in camera-type eye
Cellular component (GO): axoneme
Source: RefSeq, a predicted model, not a curated record
CCUCCACGCCAUGAACAGCGCCCCGAGGGAUGCCCCGGCCCUGGGCCACCGUGAGUGCCUCCUGUCCGCUGUGGCUCGCACCCCCUCGGUCACCCAGGUCCCGCCAGCCAAGAAGAUUACCUUCCUCAAGCGUGGGGAUCCCCGGUUUGCGGGGGUCCGCCUGGCUGUGCACCAGCGCACCUUCAAGAGCUUCAGCGCCCUCAUGGACGAGCUCUCCCAGCGCGUGCCUCUGUCCUUUGGGGUGCGCUCUGUCACCACCCCCGGGGGCCUGCAUGGCCUCAGCGCCCUGGAGCAGCUUGAAGAUGGAGGCUGCUACCUCUGCUCUGACAAGAAGCCCCCCAAGCCCCCCAGCGGGCCAGGCCGGCCGCUGGGGAGAAGCCCUGCCACCCAACCGGCGCGGGAUUCCGAAGGCCGGCGUGAGGCCCCGGGAACAUCCUCCUCCUCGAAGGGUCUUAAAGCCCCAAGGAAGGUAGUGCUGGUUAAGAACACAGACCCCAGACUCCAGCAGACGGUGGUUCUCAGCCAGAGAAACACUAGGAACCUGGCGGCCUUUCUCAGCAAAGCCUCGGAUGUCCUGUGCUUUCCCGUGAAGCAGGUGUACACAGCCAGUGGAAAAAAGGUGGACUCCCUGCAGGCCCUGCUGCACAGCCCCUCCGUGCUGGUGUGCGCCGGCAACGAGGCCUUCAGACCUCUGGCCACGGAAGAUGCCAGAAGAAAUGGGAUGGAAGCAUCUGGGCUGACUUCAAGGACCAAAACCGGGACCUGGGGACCGAAGGCCAAGCAGAGCGUGAUCCACUUGAGAUCCCGGCCGGGCAGCAGGGCACAGCCGCCAGAGGCAGGGGGUCCUGGCCCCAACAGGCAGGACACGCCCGCCCAGCCUGGGCACUGGGUGGCUGGGGACGACAUGAAGAAGAAGGUCUGCAUGAACGAGGACGGCAGCCUGUCCGUGGAGAUGAAAGUUCGCUUCCACUUGCUCGGAGGGGACACGCUCCUGUGGUCCCAGAGGGUGGGGAGGGCCAGCACCCUCACCGCAGCCAGUGAGGAGGGCACCGAGCUGGGAGAGAUGGGCCCCCUCUGCUAUGCGUGGAAUGGCCAUCCAGGGGGCUGCUCGGAGCCCGGGGCAUGUGGAGCCAGGCCCUGUGCUGCAGGAUGCCAGGAAGCCUUUGGCCGGGGCGGGCAGCUGGGCCCCAGGUGCGAGAUCUGGACAAAUCCCCUUCAUGCCUCCGGGGGAGAGAGACCAGCUUCUCGGAGGAGGUGGGGACUGGCCCAGCAUUUUUGCUGCAGGGGCCCCUGGACCCAAGGGGCCGCCAGCAAGGAGAGGUGCAGCCAGGAUAGCACCAGCCUGGCCUCCAGCGCUGGCCACCCUGAGGGCUCCGAGCCAGUCUCUUCCAGCUGCCCCAGGACCCUGGAUGGCGGCGUGGGCGGCAUCGGCCUCUCUGCUCAGAGAGGGACAGAGCAGGAAGCUGUCAGGGGCCCCAGUGGGGGCAUCCAGGGGCAGUGCAGAUGCCUGGCACGUGGGGCCCAAGGCGAGGACGGAGAUCCCUCCGAUUCAUCAGCCAGUGCCAGGUCUCACGAGGUGUCCAGAGCCUGGGGCUGCCGGGGUUGCCAGGGCAAGGCGAAGCCCAAGACUUCCCAGUGGGAGGCCAUGCAGCGAGGAGACCCCGGAUCUCCCACUCUGAGUUUCUCGUCUUUCAGGAAUGAAGACCCAGAGGCAGAAAUGCAUGGACAAGGCAGUGGGCAUUCCUGCUCCUGGGACGAAGAAGAAGGCUCCUCCCCACUUCCUGCCUGUGCCUUGGCCCAGCAGCUGGGAGGGACGCAGAAGAGCCUGGCUAGGGCCGUGUCCUCACCCAGCAUCCCUGGCCUUGGCCAAGGGGCCCAGAGAGGCCACGCCAGGCAGGAUCGCCCCCACAGGGACUCCCACUGCCCACUGAACUCGCCUGCAGCCAAGUAUGCCCCGAGGCCUCCUGGCCAGGGAAGGGCCUGCCCGGACAGCCCAGCGCCACGAUUUUCCGGAAGCCCAGUGGGCACCAGCACACGGGCCUCUGGGGAUCUGAGCCCUCCCUCGUCGGGCUCUUUCCAUUCCCAGGACCUGCCAGGAGCCAGCAACGCCCCCAUCACACCUGCGAGCGACUCGGAGGGUGCCCCUGGCGAAUACUCCCACGACGCUCCCUCUGCUGGGUGGGCUGGGGACGCAGGGUCUGGGGCGUGCUCAGUGGUCCCCAGGCCACCCCAAACACCGCGCUCCGGCUCGGUCAGAACCCCCGAGCUUUCCCCGCCGUCGGGUCGGCACACUGGACGGGCCGGGUCAGGGGAUCCGGGAGCCCCCCCAGGCCCCUGCUGCUCACAGACGGCCCCAGGGGCCCCCCGCGGGCCCUCCUCUUCUGAGGCCCCCUGGGCAGGCAGCAGGUACUGCCCCACCCCUCCCAGGGGCCGGCCGUGCGCCCGCCAGCGCUCUUCCAGCUGUGGCAGCAUCCACGGUGCUCCCUCAGGGCCGGGUGGGAGCCCACAGGAGGCGGAGACACCCCCAGGGGGGCACACGCCGGCCUCAGGCCCCAACUCCAGGGAGGCUGGGAGAAGCAUGCCCAGCUCCAGAGGGAGGUCUGGGGGGCUGUCUCCGGGGAAGGAUGCACAGGGUGGGGGAGGCCCGGAGGAGCAGGGCCAGGGUGGCGGCGUGUCGCCUGGGGCUCUGCCCCAGGCCUCGCCAGAGGCCGUGGUCCGCGCGUGGCUGGGCAACAUCCCCGAAGAGCCCAUGCUCGUGAAAUAUGAGAUGGUGGACGAGACCCCCCGGGCGGUCGGAGAGGUCCUGGAAGGCCCCGCAGAGGACCCCGGGGACGACCCUUCUCCCAGAGGCCUGGGGGAGGUGGCUACAUCUGGGCAAGGCCCCCUGGAAGUGGAGGCCAGGAAGACCCCAGAGCCAGAGGGAGCGCUCCCGGCAAUGGGGGAUGCCGCUCUCCGGUCGGAAGAGGGUCCUUCCCAGGGGACAGCUCCGAGAGGGGUUUCUGGAGCCCCAGAGAGGGCCGAGGCGGGCCGAGGGGUGGGCCAGGGUGUGCUCCCCAGCAGGGUGUCAGCAUCCGCCCAGAUCAUGAAGGCCCUGAUGGACUCCAAGCAGGGCCGGCCCAGCAGCCUGCCUGAGCUGUCCAGCCCGGUGGCCGGGAGGCUCAGUCGCUCAGCCGGGGCCCUCAUCACCUGUCUUGCCAGGCUGCGGUUCUUUGACGACGACCUUGGGUCUCCUGCUGCCGGCAAAGGGAGGCUCACGGAUUCCCCUCGGUACCGGGAGCUGCUGAGUCUCUCGCAGGCCCUGUGGCCCGGGUGCGACCCGGGGCGAGGCCAGCUGGACGCUGGCCUCCAGGAGGCUACGUGGAGCCCUUCAGGCCUCGGAUGCCAUGCCGUGACCGAGGACCUCUCGCCCACGUCCUCCUCGGGCGUGGACGUCAGCAGUGGCUCUGGUGGCUCUGGCGGCUCCGGGGAGAGCAGCGUCCCCUGUGCCACCGACAGUGCCCUGGUCCCUGAGAGGACAGAGCUGCCCCUGACAGUCUCCUGCCAGACGCCUGGCUCUAGAACCUCAGAGAACCCGGAGGACCUGGGAAGCAGGCAGCAGAGCGGUUCCCCAGCCGCCUCUCUCCCCCAAGCCCUCGCUUGCGGCACCAGCAUGGAUGGAGCCGAGGGAGGCGGGGAACAGGCAGCCGGCGAGGGCUUGGAGCAGCUGGUUGCAGGCACCGGGCAAGAUGAGGGGGCACGGCCAGAGGGACUUGACGAAGGAGGAGAAAGGGAGACGCCGGAAGGGGGUGUCAGAGAGGAAGGGCUUUCAGAAGGGACUGUCGGCAGCGGGUGGACACUGGCAGGGGCCCGAGCUCCAUGUGGGUACUCAGAGGAUGCAGGGAGAGUCGCUGGCUCUGCAGAGGGGUUCCCCGUUGAGAGGAGAGAGGAGCCCACUGAGCCCCCCAGUCAUCUCAGGGCGGGGGACUCCAGUGCCAGUGAGGGCCCGAGUGGUCCCCAGCUGGAGCCCGGUCUGGGAAGGCCUCCUGGAGUUGCCGAGAUGGAGGGCGUGCAGACCCAGGCCCCGCCUGCCCCGGGUGCCGGGGAGAAGCAGCCUUCUGGGGUCUGCAGGGCGUCUCUGGAGGCCGACCCCAUCGGGGUGUCUGCGCUGCUGAAGAAGAUGGAGAAGGCCUUUCUGGCCCACCUGGCCAGCGCCGUGGCCGAGCUCCGGGCGCGCUGGGGCCUGCAGGACCACGACCUGCUGGACCAGCUGGCGGCCGAGCUGCAGCAGGACGUGGGCCAGCGCCUGCGAGACAGCACCGAGAGGGAGCUCCGGAAGGUGCAUGGCCGGACAGGGAGGACGGCCCUCCGCGGGGAGCUGUCCCUGCAGACCGAGCAGCGCCGGCGCCGUCUCCAAAGCCUGCACAACCUCUCGGCCUUCACUGAGGGCACCUUGAGCCCGGGGCCCCGUUCCCUCACCCUGGAGGACGGACGAGCCCUCAGCAGGGCCCUGGGGACCCCGCCGCGGGGCAAGGAGGCCGAGGGGGAAGAGUUCUGUCCCUGCGAGGCCUGCGUGAGGAAGAAAGCGAGCCCUGUGUCUCCGAGGAGGCUGGCUGUGGGGGCCGCCAAAGCCCCCAUCCAAGAGGCCUUUGACCUGCGGCAAAUUCUGCAGAGGAAGAAAGGCGGGCGCAUGGACGGGGAGAAAGCAGAGGUGGCCCCUGAGGAGCCAGGGACAGAGCCGCUUCGGGAGGACGUCUCGGGGACCUGGACUGGCCCGCGAGCGGAUGGAGGGCCGGAGCUGGGGCUCGACCUGAGUCCUGGGCUGGAGGAGCGGGAGGCAGGGGAGGGGGGAGAGGAGGGGGGAGAGAGAGAGGAGGGAGGAGACAGGAAGGUGAUAGCGGAGGGGAAUAGGGUCGCGCAGGUGGAGGCCUACGGGAUCCGGAGGCCGCAUCCGGGGGGGUCCCUCCUGCGGGAGGAAACGUCGCGCGGAUGUACCCAGAGAGUUCCACCUCUGAGCAAGAAGGGACCCCUUCGGGCCCAAGGACUCCCGAGCCGGAGGCGGCUGAAGGCUCUGAACUCCAAGAGGAGGCCGGAAGCCUCACCUUGA